AUUGGCUCUUUUAUUCUUUUAUGCGAUGGCACGAUUCAGUUAUUCGACGCCGCUCUUUAUACGCUUUGCCCCCCACUUCACCUAUAAUUGAUUCCUAUAAGUAACGAAAAUCCUAUUGCUUCAUACCCUCAUACUACGCCACUGAACACGCCACUGAAUAUCAUGUCCUCCGACGCCAAAGCACAAAAACGUCAGAAGUUCGAGCAUGUCUUCGAGGUGAUCCGUGACGAGCUCUUGGAGCACUUUGCUAGCAAUGGAAUGCCCAAGGAGGCGCAGGAAUGGUACCGCAAGAGUUUGGACUACAACGUUCCCGGAGGCAAACUCAACCGCGGUUUAUCCGUCGUAGACUCUGUAGAGAUCCUCAAGGGCAGAUCUCUCACCGAGGAUGAGUACUUCAAAGCUGCUGUCUUGGGCUGGGGAGUCGAGCUCCUUCAAGCAUUCUUCCUCGUUUCGGACGAUAUCAUGGACUCUAGCAUCACUCGCCGUGGCCAGCCUUGCUGGUACCGUAAUGAGGGCGUCGGCUUGAUUGCCAUCAAUGACUCGUUCAUGCUCGAGAGUGCGAUCUACUUCCUCCUCAAGAAGCACUUCCGAUCGGAGUCGUACUACGUUGACUUGCUUGAGCUCUUCCACGAGACCACCUACCAAACUGAGUUUGGUCAACUCAUUGAUUUGAUUACUGCCCCAGAAGACCAUGUCGACUUGAGCAAGUUCUCCUUGGAAAAACACCGUCUCAUCGUCAUCUACAAGACAGCCUAUUACUCCUUCUACCUUCCCGUCGCCCUCGCCAUGCACGUCGCAGGCAUCCGCGCCUCCCCCAAUGCACCAAAGGAUCCCUUCGCCGUCGCCUCCAGCAUCCUCAUCCCCCUCGGCGAAUACUUCCAAGUGCAAGACGACUGGCUCGACUUCAGCGGUACGCCCGAGCAAAUUGGCAAGAUCGGAACCGACAUCGUCGAUAACAAGUGUUCAUGGUGUAUCAACCUUGCCCUGGCUCACGCUACGCCUGAACAACGCGCGAUUCUUGAUGCUAAUUACGGAAGAAAGGAUGCUGGGGCGGAGAAGAAGGUCAAGGAGGUGUUUUACCAGGUUGGCGUACCUGAGAAGUUCCAUGCGUAUGAGGAGGCGUCGUACAAGAAGAUCAUUGGCUUGAUCGAGACUAUUCCUGAGGGUGGACUCGGUGCUGAGGGCGAGGUCAAGCUCAAGCGGGAGGUGUUCAAGAGCUUCUUGGAUAAGAUUUACAAGAGGCAGAAGUAAAGAUUCGUAACAAAUGAAAUCGAGGUACUUGGGUUGCUUCAUCUUGCGUCGAAUGUUGUGUUUGUGUGCUGUAUAGAAUUCUGACUUGCUAGAAGAAAGUUCAAAGGUCACGAUGUGACAAAAAAGAUUCUUUUCGAUGACAUAUAUCCCGACGUAACAGUGAAGAUACCGUGAACUGUCUAUAUGUGUAGAUAUGUAUAAGUUCAGGCCUAGUGAUAUAGGGACUAGGUGACAUAUAACAGGCCAUUUGACACCAAGUUCGGCAUGUGCUCUUGCAAUGCAGAGGUCUUCUCCGGCAACGUUAGGCAAUGUGCUGCGCCAGAGAAUUUGAUCUCGAGAUGAUGGAAUUUUACAGAUUCCAGGUGCGUAAAACGAGAUGGAAGCUGGUCUAGCAAGUCCCAUAUUUCUGACCCAAUAUCAUCAAAGAAAACUAUCUGUCCUAC
Molecule: messenger RNA, 1694 nt
Organism: Somion occarium
Lineage: Eukaryota; Fungi; Basidiomycota; Agaricomycetes; Polyporales; Cerrenaceae
Source: the annotation of a GenBank genome assembly